Messenger RNA from Clunio marinus, 195 nucleotides. The record is from the annotation of a GenBank genome assembly. Lineage: Eukaryota; Metazoa; Arthropoda; Insecta; Diptera; Chironomidae.
AUGAUUUCCUACAAAAUUUCAACAUUUCACUUUGUUCAUCCAAAAUUGGUUGAGAAUGCCAAACAUUGUUUUCAUUACUUUCAAAGUGGAUUCAAAUUGGAACAGCAGAAGAAGUUUAGCGAGUUAAAUCUCAAAGGAACCCAUGCUGAUCAUGAUGUAGUUGAUGAAGUUAUUGACGGCUAUGCACAGAGAUGA